This is a messenger RNA of Erythranthe guttata (spotted monkey flower), 543 nucleotides long. The record is from RefSeq and is a predicted model, not a curated record. NCBI's taxonomy places the organism in Eukaryota, Viridiplantae, Streptophyta, Magnoliopsida, Lamiales, Phrymaceae.
UUUCCAAAGUUAAUCAAAUCACCAUCUUCAACAACUUCAUGGAUUUCAAACUCAUCUUCUCCUUCAUCAACUCUCUCUGAAUCCAGCAACUGCCCUCUCGCAAUCUCCACCCGGAAGCCGCGGACGCCUCGGAAACGGCCGAACCAGACUUACAACGAGGCGGCGGCGAUUCUCUCCACGGCUUACCCUAAGAUUUUCCCAACCAAAUCAAACCCCUGCAAAUUCACCAAAUCGCAUGGUGGUAAUGAAAAGAAUCCGUUUUUAUUCGAGACGUCGGACUUGCUUAUGCCGUUUCGGGUUAUGGACGACGGUUCGGAGUAUUUGCUGCAUCCGCCGCCGGCGAAGGGGUUUAUUUUGGUGGAGAAGGUGUGCCGGAGUCUUGGGGAGAUCAAUUCGCAGGGGAAUUCCACCUCUGAAAUCUGCGAUGAUUAUAGGGAAGAUUUCGAUGAGGAAUCGAUUCUGGAUGAGGAAAUUGGGGCGGGGAUUGAUAGUAUAAUGGGGAAUUCCGGUUUGGAGGUCGCCGUUGGACUUGAUUUUUUUUGA